UCUACUUUUUGCCUGUUCUCGCAAUUAAUGCACCUUCUUCCUUCCAAUAAAUAACUCUCUCUCUCUAGAAUCUAACCUCUUUCUUACUCUCAUCUCAAUUUUACAACUCCAAAGAAACCAAUGGUGUAGGGGAUGCUGGUUUGGACUAUUCAUGAAUGGAGACCAUGAUAAUUAUAUAAAUGAGAUUCCCUUUGCAGGACAAGUGAGCAAGACAGCCUUAUCUGGUUUUGUUAUUGAUUCACGUUGCCUCCAGUGGAUUGACAUUUGACCAAGAUAAACAUACCAUAGUUUUCGUUAUUAGGCUCCAAAAUUCCCUGGUUUGGUGUAUGGGAAUCUCUGGAGUUUCAGUAGCCUUGUGCCUGGUUUACCAUAUAACCUGAUUUGGGAAUUCCAUGUGAGAUCUGUUCUCACAGAAGGAGGAACCUCGCGCCUUAUUUCGACCAGAUGUGAGUUACUGGGACUGUGCAAAUGGGGGGUUGCAUCUCAACUAGCAGUCGGAGUACUUGUAGCAGCCGCAGCAAUGGAGAGAUUAUUUCUCCCUCUUGUAUGGGCAUUGGAUUUUGUGGGCAAAAAAGAACUAGGAAAACAUUUUUUGAUCAAGUGACUACUUUGCAACAUUUGUCAUCCAUUCCUAAUCGGGUUUUCGCAAAUGGAAGGAGUCGAACUUCUUGUAUAUUCACUCAGCAGGGCCGUAAGGGUAUAAACCAGGAUGCCAUGAUCGUGUGGGAAGAUUUUAUGCCAGAAGAUGCUACUUUUUGUGGCAUAUUUGAUGGCCAUGGUCCACAUGGUCAUCUUGUUGCCCGAAAAGUAAGGGAUACUCUGCCACUGAAGCUAUUGUCGUUCUUACACUCUCAUGAAUCGAAGCAAAAUGUGUCUAGUACUACUUGUUGCACCCGGAACCUAAAAUCAGAUGUUGGAGAUCUUGAGAAGGAUGGUGGCGCUACAGAGGAUAAAGUGUAUUCUGUAUGGAGAGAAGCUUUUCUUAAAUCAUACAAGGCCAUGGACAAAGAGCUGAGAUCCCAUCCUAACCUGGAUUGCUUUUGCAGUGGUAGCACUGCUGUCACUAUGGUGAAGCAGGGGUCAAAUCUAUUCAUGGGAUAUAUUGGGGAUUCUAGGGCAAUCUUGGGAUCUAAAGACAACAACGAUACUAUGGUAGCGAUUCAGUUGACUGUUGAUCUAAAGCCUGAUUUGCCAAGAGAAGCUGAAAGGAUUAAACGUUGUAAAGGUAGGGUUUUUGCGUUGCAAGAUGAGCCUGAAGUACAAAGAGUUUGGUUGCCAUUUGACGAUGCCCCUGGCUUAGCAAUGGCUCGAGCAUUUGGGGACUUCUGCUUGAAGGAGUACGGGGUGAUAUCUAUACCUGAGUUUUCUCACCGGGUUCUUACAGAGAGAGAUAAAUUCAUUGUUCUUGCUUCUGAUGGGGUCUGGGACGUACUAAGCAAUGAGGAAGUGGUUGAGAUAGUUUCAUCAGCUCCAACCCGGUCAUCAGCUGCACGAAUUCUGGUUGAUUUUGCAGCCCGUGAAUGGAAAUCUAAAUACCCAACAUCGAAGAUGGAUGACUGUGCAGUGGUUUGCUUAUUUUUGGACGGGAAAAUGGACUCAGAAUCUGAUUAUGAUGAACAAGGUUUCUCUUCAGCAACUCUUCAGAGCAAUCAUUCUGGUAAUGCAGCAGAAUCAGAUGAUGGCCAGAACUCUGAGCCAUCUUUGCAGAGAAAUUUUACUGUCAGAUCAUCUGAAGAAAACGAACCCUACAAAAGAGUAUCGGCCGAGGUUGAAGGAAAUGAAAAUGCAGUGUCCGAAGAUCAGAAUUGGUCAGGUUUGGAAGGAGUCACACGAGUGAACUCGCUUGUUCAACUUCCAAGAUUUUCUGAGGAAAGACCAAAAACUUAAUUUUUGUAAUAUCUGAGAAAUUAAAUGGGAUUAGUUGUGUUGUAAUACCUUGGCUUCAGCCUCAAAAAUCCAAGUAAUAGAAAAUCUUUCUGGAUUGAGUGUUCA
Molecule: messenger RNA, 1992 nt
Organism: Cornus florida
Lineage: Eukaryota; Viridiplantae; Streptophyta; Magnoliopsida; Cornales; Cornaceae
Product: probable protein phosphatase 2C 52
Exons: 7
Coding region: 469-1887 (472 amino acids)
Biological process (GO): protein dephosphorylation
Molecular function (GO): protein serine/threonine phosphatase activity
Source: RefSeq, a predicted model, not a curated record